Messenger RNA from Spinacia oleracea (spinach), 879 nucleotides. RefSeq lists its product as uncharacterized. Bases 153 to 524 code for a protein of 123 amino acids. NCBI's taxonomy places the organism in Eukaryota, Viridiplantae, Streptophyta, Magnoliopsida, Caryophyllales, Amaranthaceae. The record is from RefSeq and is a predicted model, not a curated record. The transcript is spliced from 2 exons.
UUAUAAAUUAAAUUGGCCUUCUUUUCCAAGACUCUGUCUUUUGGAAUUAGUUGAGAGGUCUUCACCUUCUUCCUUUUAUUUUCCCACCUCACUUUCUCUCUCUUCCCUCACACCCAUUUUCUCUCUCCUCUACAAAUCAAAAAACUUGAUCAAUGUCCUCCAUCCUCUGUUCUCAAGGUGUCUUCUUGGCUACUGCCAUGGCUGCUGGUACUGUCAUCCUCUUAGCCAUCAAGCUUCAAAAGUCCCCUUCUUCUCAAUUUCAAGUCAAUCAAAUCCCAAUUCUUCGCCCUUGUCUUUCUUCAGGUGAAAAAAGGGGAGAAAAGAAGAAAAAAAGGGUUCGAUUUGCAGAAGAUGUGGUGGAUCCAAGAGGAGAUAACGAGGAAUUUAGAAGACAACACAGUAAUAAUAUUUUAAGAAAGAUUAACAAAGUUGAAAACAGGGGUUUAAUGCCGGCAAAUCGAGCUGCUCUUUACAAAGGAAUUAUCAGAGAUCGCGUGAUUCAUCGUGUCACUUACUCUUAUUAAUUAGUUUAAUUAAUUAAUCAACCAAUUAACUGUAAUUUGAUUAGACUUUGGUCUAAUUAAGUAAUUAGUCGUCUUGUGAAUAUGUACAAAUUUUUGAUUUUGGAAUCUUGUUGUUUGGUGGGUGAAACAAAUUACUCACUUUUAGGAAUUUUAGCGAGAGAGAGGUUGUACAUAGAAAAUUGCUGACAAAAGAGGGAAAGUUCGAUUAACUUGCUAAUCAAGUUUUUAGCUUCUUUUAUCGUGUUUAGAAUUCUAAUGAACAUAUUAGAGGGUGAUUACCGAAUUUGUAAUGAAUUAAUGAUCCUCUUUGUAAUUGUUCAUUGAGAAUUGGAAAAGAGUGUAGGGUGAAUUUUCA